AUGGGUUGCUUUCUUGCUUGUUUUGGUUCUUCCAAAGAUAAGAACCGCCGGAAUCAACAGCAGAGGUACAGGGUUCAGAACCGGGAACAAAGAUACACAAGUUUUGAGCCUGUUCAAUCUGCUGUGUCUGAUGUGCCUGUUUGGGAGAAACCCAUCACUCCUGAUUUGAAAUGUGAGGAACCCAUCAAUCCUGAAUUGAAAUGUGAGAAACCCAUCAGCCCAGAAUUGAAAGAUGAGAAACCCAUCAGCCCAGAAUUGAAAGAAGAAGAACCCAGUAGUCCAGAAUUGGAAGUUGUAAUCAGUCCAGAAGUUAGGGAUAAGCCAGUGGAACAACUGAGCUGCAUUGCUAGAAAGAAGGUGACUUUUGAUUCUAAUGUGCAAACCUAUGAGCAUGUUGCAAUCAACGAAUCCACGGAUAUUUUACUUGAUAGUAAAGAGUGUCAGAAGGAGGAGGGGGAAACCUUGAAAGAAUCAAGCCUGUCGAAGACUUCGUCUGAAGAUGAUUCCAUCACUUCUAGCUCAGGGUCGUAUCCUCCUAAUCAUAGGUACCAGAAUUGCAGGGACAGUGAUGAUGAAGAUGAACCAUUAGACUAUGACGAGGACAGUGAUCUUGAUGAUGAUGAUGAUCUUGAGGACGAAACUGAUGAUGAUGAAAUUGUAGACUCGAAGAGAGGGACACAAGUAAUGACUGAGGAUGCUGACAGUCCAAUUCCAAAAAAGCCAACUGGGCUUAACUACAGUGUUCGUGAUAGGAGUGGUUAUGUUCAUGCUGUGCUUAACCCAGUUGAAAAUAUCACACAAUGGAAAGCUGUCAAAGCAAAAAAGACAACCGUAAUGAAACCUCAGAAGGAGAAUUUCACCCUGGAUGAUGAACCCCGGAUUUCAUUCAGUUCAGAGCCAAGUAUCAAGGAAGUAUCGUCGAGUUUCAAAUCAUGUAAGAGGCAAUCUGGUCAGGCGAGGAAUUCUAACCAUGAAAUGGCAGUUGAUGCUAGCCUGUCAAAUUGGUUGGGUUCAUCAGAAGCUACACCUGUUAAAAAGACUAGCACAUCUCUGGGCGCUUCUACGCCUGAGAAAAGCAUGUCCUACGGAUCACCACACUCAGCAACAAGCCACGAAGAUAGACCAAUUUUAGGUGCAUUAACAGUUGAAGAGCUGAGACAGUUUUCAGCUUCAUCUUCACCGCGGAAAUCACCCAGCAGAAGCCCUGAUGAGAUGGCCAUAAUUGGGACUGUUGGGAGCUACUGGAAUGAUCAGACCGAUCCUGCCAAGGGUUCUGGUGCCUCCUCUUACAAAGGAAUACCAAACACAACCAGCAAGUACAGAGAGGAUAGAAGAGUCAACUGGCACUCUACCCCAUUCGAGACACGAUUAGAAAGAGCUUUGAAUAGAGGUGCUGCAGAUGCCUACUCAUCUUCUCGUACGCCUCAUGGUUUGUGAGAUUGUUUUG
Fragaria vesca subsp. vesca is the source of this 1447-nucleotide messenger RNA. RefSeq lists its product as uncharacterized. Gene Ontology annotation, biological process: male meiosis II. NCBI's taxonomy places the organism in Eukaryota, Viridiplantae, Streptophyta, Magnoliopsida, Rosales, Rosaceae. Bases 1 to 1437 code for a protein of 478 amino acids. The transcript has 4 exons. The record is from RefSeq and is a predicted model, not a curated record.